This is a messenger RNA of Orbilia oligospora ATCC 24927, 1815 nucleotides long. RefSeq lists its product as uncharacterized. The record is from RefSeq and is a predicted model, not a curated record. NCBI's taxonomy places the organism in Eukaryota, Fungi, Ascomycota, Orbiliomycetes, Orbiliales, Orbiliaceae. The transcript is spliced from 5 exons. Bases 1 to 1815 code for a protein of 604 amino acids.
AUGGAGGGCCUCCAUACCCAAGGCCGUUCGUCUACAGGUACAGGUAGCGAAUCUAUAGCUAACGAGAAAUUUGACCUUAUCAUCAUUGGAGCCGGAAUCUACGGCUUAUACACCGCUAAAACCUUCCUCACAAUAUGCCCGACAAUAAGUCUUCUCGUAGUCGAUUCCCUUGCUUCGAUCGGUGGCGUAUGGUCCAAGGAACGAGUCUAUCCGGGUUUACAUCUCCAACAUCACUCUAAAUUCUUCGAAUUCUCUGAGCUACGCUACGAAGACGUACCGGAAAUCGAAAUGGAUUACAACGGUAGAGGAUAUAUAAGUGGUUAUUCCUGGUAUCGAUACUUCCAGGCCUGGGCGGAAAAAAUUGGGGUUAUGAAGUACAUUCGAUUGAACACUACAGUCCAGCAAGUUACUCGACAAAGUGGAGAUGAGUAUCUUUGGAAAUGCCAAAUUGGAGACGACGAUAAAAGUCUUUUAUCAAAAAAGUUGAUUGUCGCGACGGGGAUUAGUAGUUUCCCCCGGUAUCCAGAUUUGGAUUAUUCUAAGUUUUCGGGACCGGUUAUGCAUCAUCGAUAUUUUGGAGAACGGUAUGAAGAGUUGGUAUCGGAAAAUGUGAAAGAGGUUGUUGUUUAUGGUGCUUCAAAGAGUGGUCUAGACGCCGUGAUGCAACUCGCGGAACUCGGGAAGAAAGUCAAGUGGAUUAUUCGAAAAGAAGGCCGGGGACCACCCUGGCUAGUCGAUCUGAAAGGUUCACGUUCUGACCUGAUCCUUAUGCGCAUUGUCAACACUAUAGCUCCAGCUGCCUACCAAGGCGACGGAUUCUACGGCCUCCAUUAUGUUUUCAAGCAAACAUAUCUUGGUAAAGCCUUUCAGAAAUAUGCAUUUGAGAAGUUCGGGCAGCUUGUUCAAAAAGAAUAUAGAUUAGAUGAUUCGCAGGUGGAUGAAAUAUUGAUUCCCAUGGUUCCAAAGCAUUCAAUCAUAUGGAAUUAUAACAUUUCUGGGACUGAUAAUUAUGAUGCUUCAUUGUAUGAUCGAAUACGUAGUAAACAGACCGAGGUGGUCAGAGAGACGAUAACCUCAUUGGAAGGUAAAAAUAUCACUCUUUCCUCGGGAGAAUCUUUAACUGCAGAUGCAGUCGUUUUCGCGACGGGAUUUAAAACUACAAUUCCUUUCUUUGCAGAAGACCUCUCAAUGCGCAUUGGCCUUCCUUCGACUAAAUACACUGAGGAAUAUCUGGAAAAAUGGAGAUACUUGGAAGCAGAAGCCGAUGAGCGAGUCUAUAAAGCAAACCCAGUUCUGCAGUAUGCCCCACAGCCGCCGCCAUACUUUCUAUCAGACCCGGCUGCCGGUAAGCUUAGACUAUAUCACCAUAUACUCCCUACCGACCCGGAAUUUUUGGAUGGGAGUUUUGUAAUCUUAGGCUCGUUUUCUGCGGCUUCAACGCUGCAGAGCGCAAUGAUCUUAUCACUUUGGGCAGCGGUGUAUAUGUUCGGAAAGAUGGAGUUACCUCCUCAAGAUGAGAUGGAAAAGACUGCAGCGUAUGAGAUACGAAUGCAUCAGAUUCGAAGUCCUGGGAUGGUCAACGAUUUGCCCUGGGUCUCUUUUGAUUUUUUAGCGUUCUCGACCAUGAUGUUAAAGGAGUUGGGAUUGAACCCUUGGAGGAAGAAAGGGUGGUAUGAUGAGUUGGUCCAUGCAUAUACAUGCCAUGACUAUGGUGAUUUAGCUAAGGAGUGGGUCGAGUUGCACGGAACAGUAGGGGACCCUGGAGGUUGUUCGCGUUCUUCUGUACCCACAGGGUCUAUUUCUUCCGAUUUCUAA